This is a messenger RNA of Fulvia fulva, 1566 nucleotides long. RefSeq lists its product as uncharacterized. The transcript has a single exon. The record is from RefSeq and is a predicted model, not a curated record. The coding region runs from base 1 to 1566 and encodes 521 amino acids. Gene Ontology annotation, molecular function: protein binding. Lineage: Eukaryota; Fungi; Ascomycota; Dothideomycetes; Mycosphaerellales; Mycosphaerellaceae.
AUGGCGGACCAGGACAUGCACGAUCACCACCAGCACCGCGAGGACGACGAUGCCAUGCUUGACCCCAACGAGGCAGAAGAAGUGAUAGACCAAGACGACGAUGCAGCCAUGGACUCGGGCGACGACGAGGACAACCAGAUCAUGCAAGAGAUACAGCUCCGAAACGACAGCUCAGCCCAUUUCGACCAUCACAAAAAGAGCAUCUUCUGCAUAGCACAACACCCCACACGGCCAGAAAUUGUCGCAACGGGUGCUGGCGAUGACAUAGCAUAUGUAUGGGACAGCACGCCUCCCGAGGGUCCUGUACUGCCAGCUAGCUACGAGACCGAUCCACAGCCGAGGGAGAGGAAAGGACAGGAGAUCCUGGCCAAGCUGGAGGAGCAAGACGAGAGUGUCAAUGCCAUAUGUUUCACGCUUCCGAAGGGCGAAUAUAUUGCCACAGCUACGCUUGCGGGUAAGCUCAAUGUAUACACAACACCAACGGACUCAAAGCCUGCAAAGUUGAUCGGGUCGGCGAAAGAAGUGGACUCGGUCAACUGGAUGCUAGCAUGCCCACAUAAGGACUACCCAAACACGAUCGCUCUCGGCGCAGACGAUGGAUCCGUCUGGAUAUACACAGUCAACGCGUCAGAUCCGUCGAGCCCUCUGACGAUCGUCCAAUCUUUCUUCCUACAUCAAGCACCAUGCACGGCAGGAGCCUGGACGCCAGACGGCAAACUCCUCGCUACAGUGGCAGAAGACAGCAGCCUCUUCGUCUGGGACCCCUUUGGCGAUGCUGCUGCAGCAGGUGUCACAGACCCGAACGGAAGCCAAGCAGUCUUUGGUCUUAGCGCAGCAGAUGAGCGAUUCAAGGUUGAUGGUGGACUCUACAGUGUCGCAAUCACAAUGGGUGGGAGUCUUGUCGCUGUGGGAGGAGCCGAGGGAAACAUUCGAAUCGUCGGGCUUCCAAGACUUGGCGCGCAACCAGCGAAUAGUACAGCUGGAGCAAAAGGUGCAGGUGCAAGGGCGAAGGCGGGCGGUGCAAAGCAAAGUGGCACGCCUGGUGCUGCCAAUUCAGCCAACGCUGGUGGUGCAUCAGCAGGGCAGGCUGGACAAAUCUUGGCGAGCUUGCAGGCACAAAGCGACGGCGUGGAAACUCUCGACUUCAGCCAGCCGCCUCUGCAAUAUCUCGCAGCUGGCAGCGUCGAUGGCUCGAUUGCGGUGUUCGACGUAGCCCACAGCUUCGCAGUCCGGCGGCAUAUCAAGGAGGCGCAUGCGAAUGAGGAAGUACCACAAGCAGUCACAAAGGUGCAAUUUGUGAAGACCGCACUAGGCACGCAGAACGACCGAAACUGGCUGCUUACUUCUGCUGGCAACGAUGGCGUUUUGAGGAGGUGGGAUGUUCGCGGUGGUACUGCUGCUGCUGGUCAGGGGCUUGCUGGAGAGUGGCGAGGACACACUGGAGAUCAGCCUGAUGAGAACGGCGAGAAUGGAGGUGGCAUUCUAGAUUUUGUGCAAGGCGGUGGAGGAAAGAGGGUCAUUACUGCAGGCGAUGAUGGUGUAGCUCUCGUGUUCGACACGGCUUGA